Closterium sp. Yama58-4 is the source of this 1275-nucleotide messenger RNA. The record is from the annotation of a GenBank genome assembly. NCBI's taxonomy places the organism in Eukaryota, Viridiplantae, Streptophyta, Zygnematophyceae, Desmidiales, Closteriaceae.
AUGUCCAAAACUGAUGAUAUCAUCUCCUCCUGUUUGUCACAUCACAUGGAUGGGGUGUUUUCCGGAACCACUCUUCACCGCACAGCAUGCCUCACCAUUCAACCACCUUCCUCCCUCCCUCCCACCACCGCCCAGGCAGCAGCCAUUCUCGGAUCAGCCUGUUUGGCAGUGCAAGCAGUAGUGCUCGCCUCCUCUCUCGCCUCCUCCAUCCCCUCCAUUCCACUUUUUGGUUCCGUUUCCCCCUACCUCUUACCCACCACCCACCAGGCAGCAGCCUGUGUGGCAGUGCAAGCAGUGGUUCUCGCCUCCUCUGUCUUGCAACCGGCAUUCCACCCCUUCGUUCCCUUUCCCCCUACCUCCCACCCGCCACUGCACAGGCAGCAGCCAUUCUCGGCGGCUGUCUCAGCAGCAAUUGAACAGCUGCUACCACCAGCAGCCAACACCCAAGUCACUUCGCUCGUGCCCAUGCCCACACCAGGCAGCACCCCCGCCUCUCUCGUGCUCUUCAAUCCCAACCAGCUACCAGCCCUCUCAGCCCCCCGCCUUCUGUCAUCUCUCACACUUCCAACCCUUUCCCAUUACAAACUCCCUCUCCGCGCUCCCGUUGCUUCUCAGGCAUUGUACAAAGCCAAAUUGAUUCCACAAGACCCUGUUUGUGCGCUCACGCUCAUGAUCCAAACAGCCAUGCCAUCGGCUCAGAAUCUUGUGCUCAUGUCUCAACUAAGUCCCUCCACCAAGCCCCUUGCAGGAAUGCUGGCCUCCUUGAUGCUCCGACAGUAUGCCAUCUCCAUGCUCCCCAUCACAGUGUGGAUCACACGUGGUCCGCCUGGCGGAGGCCCUCCCGGAGGCCAGCAGUUUGGAGGGGCGCGCGGAGGAUCUGGCGGACCUGGCGGGCCUGGCGGGCCGGGCGGACCCGGCGGACCCGGCGGGCCUGAUGGCCCGCGCGGUCCUCCGCUAAACUUGACGGUCGUAGGCAAUCUGACGGCUGACGUCGGCGCGCGAUUGGCCAACUGUUCCGCCGACGCAACCUUUCUCGACGGCCGCUUUCACCUCGCCAUCUUCAAGAACGCGAGCGGAAAUUACAACCUGGCGGUCGACGCGCUUCUCGUGGGCGCCACGGGCGGGCCGCCCGACGCCCUCACGAUCGUGCAGGGAGCCGUCUGCGACUCUUCCGCCUCCGCCGCCGCGGUUCUCUCGCUUCCGGUGGCGGCGUCCGACUGGCAGCAGCGUGACGGCUGGUGGCUGCUGCACGCGGAGGCGCGCCUCGACGCGUAG